Molecule: messenger RNA, 3657 nt
Organism: Pungitius pungitius (ninespine stickleback)
Lineage: Eukaryota; Metazoa; Chordata; Actinopteri; Perciformes; Gasterosteidae
Gene: podxl2
Product: podocalyxin-like 2
Exons: 12
Coding region: 256-2190 (644 amino acids)
Biological process (GO): leukocyte tethering or rolling
Source: RefSeq, a predicted model, not a curated record
CUGGCGGAGAGAAGCGGGGCUGCACGCUGCCUGCGGGAGGACUCCAGCGACGCGCUGCAGCGGGUCCCAUCCGUCUGUCUGUCCCUCAGUGUCCGGACCCCGCAGUGAGUCCCCACGCCGCAGACAGGACAGCCACUGCGGCCUGAGCUCUGUCUUCCAUCGGUCUCCUCCGGCAUCCGGAGAGAUCCAACCACUGAGAGCCGAGGAGGAGGAAGAGGAGGAGGAAGAGGAGGAGGAGGAGGCACUGCAGCAGACAUGCCGGCCGCGCGCUGCUUCUUCAUCACACUGACCGCUCUUCUCUCCAGCGGCGAUGCCUUCUCACUGGGUUUACCCCGGCAGGUCAAACCCCUCGGCCCCCCGCUGGUCUACCUCCUCCAGGAAGAAGGUCCCACCCUGUCUCGCUUCAUCCAGGAAGUAGUCAGGACCAAACGCCACUCGGUCCAGGAGUUAGUCCAAACCCAGCCUCACCUGGGCCACUAUACGGGCCGACCGGAGAACCAUGAAACGCCCCGUUCUCAGGAGAUGGACUCCACUGACUCCUCCCAGCUGCAGCCAGUGCCGCCUCCACAGGAAGUAGCCAGGACCAGACCCGCUGUGGAGGAAAACCUCGGGGUGGAGGACGAAAUGGAGCGUAUGGUCCAUCUGGUGGUUCCUCGGAAAGAACCAGGCUACAGGGGACCUCCUGACUCCUCAGACCCAGAGAAGGAACUCCUCACCGGACCGGGAGCUGGAGACACCUCCCUGGAGGCCUCAGGCUUCUAUGGAACAGACAUGGAGGACAGAGACAGAGGAGAGGAGGAAGGAGAGGACAGAGAGAGAAGAGGAGGAGAGGAGUGGGAGAUGGAGGUGGGGGAGGACAUGGAGAGGAGAGAGGAUAGAGAAGAAAAAGAAAGGAGAGGAGAAGACGACACUCACUCAAGCCCAGAUCUGGAGGCUUUAAUUGGAUACAGAACCUCCAGCUCCAACCACACCAGCCCCCCCCUCCCAGCUGAGGGGCGUGAUACUGGGCUGCAGCUGAAGGCGGAGAGAGAGCUGUGGGUCUCCAGUGGGGACGGAGACCUCCACCCCUCGGCCCCUGCAGCUAGUACUACUUCUACCACUAAUGCUGGAGGAACGCCCCCCCCCGAGACGGACACGGGGACAGACUUCGGGCUCCUGGGGAGCUACACUCAAGAUGUCGAGGACGAAGAGACAGAGAGGGACGAGGAGGAGGACCGAGAGGCCGGCUUGCCACACAGGGACACAAUUACCCAGAAGCCCACAGAGGCGGAGGGGGGUGUGGCUCCCAGCAGGAGGCCGCUGCAGCCCAGUGUGAAGGAAGAGGAGGGAGAGCGGGAGGUUUCCCCGCUCACCACCGGCCCCUCCCCCACCUUCAGCUUCACCCACCCCUCCCGUGAUUGGCUGGAGAGGACCACGUCGUCCCCGAGAUCAGAGGUCAGGGGCAGCAGGGCCACAGAGGUCACUGGCUUUGAUGAGCUUAAGGAGGCGCGGCAGGUGACGUGUGUGGACUGGAGCAAACUGUCAGAGCGAGGAUACGUCCUCCUGAACACCACGGAGAACCUCAGCUGUGAAGAGUUCCGUCUGGACCGUGGCGUCCGGCUGUUGAAGGUCAUUGAGGGAGUGUUUGCUCAGAGGAUGAACAGCCCUGAAGGAUCAUGGGAAGUUUACCUCAGCAAGCCAACACACCAACGGCAACAGCUGCUGAUGAACGUGGUGUCUGAGCACGGAGUCAUGGCCACCAAGGAGGUGCUAAGCAUGCUGGGAGAGAUCCGGAGGAUGCUGAGUCAGGUGGGCAUUCAGACCUUCAGUCCUCCCAGUACCUGUCGAACUGGUCCCAGUCCGACUCGCAGUGACUAUGGGAAGCUGUUUGUGGUUCUUGUGAUCAUCGGCUCCGUGUGCAUGAUCAUCAUCACGUCUGGAUUCCUCUACAUCUGCUGGCAGAGACAUCUGCCAGGGACCAAGACCACGUUCCGUACUGAGGAACUUCACUUCGUGGAAAACAGUUGCCACGACAACCCCACGCUGGACGUAACCAACGACAACCAGCCCGAGAUGCGCGAGAAAAAGCCAACCACCAAUGGGCUCGCAGCGGGAGGAGAAGGGGGCGGGUCUGAGAGCAGCCGCUGGAAGGUGUUUGUGAAUCAAGCAGCUUCAGAGGAGGAAGAGGAGGAGCAGGACACUCAUCUCUGAUUGAGGAAGAGGAAGAGGAGAUGUGAAGGUCUUUGACGGACGGGUGAGAAGUGGAGCCUAGAUGGAAGAAGAGAGAGGAGGAUGGAUCUGGGACUGAGUGGGAGGAGUCACUGACGGAUUCACCUUGAAUCCGAGUUGAAGAGAGAUGCACAGGUGAUGUCGGACGUGGAGGUCACCUGACGAAGCACCUUGGUCCACCUGAAUGUCGAGCUUCUGCUUCAUGUCAAUCAGAGGUUACUUUGAAGUACUCUCCUAAUCACAUAUGAAAGAUUUAGUUUCUCUACAAGUUCAUAUUUGAUGAGCUUCUAAUGUCCUGAAUUAAAAUAGAUAAAAGAUGAAGUAUUCCUCUGUCGCCACCAGCUACCGUCCAAUGAUAUUUACAUAUGAUGCAAUAACACGCUCCUCAGUGCUGUACUUUUAUGAACUAAUGAGACACCUACACAUACAACGAUACUCUAUAAAGCUAUACACACGCAUAUAUAAAGGGUUUGAACAUCUGAAACACUUACAUAUGUAAGUAUAUGUAUGUGUAUAUGACCCAGCAGUGUGUAGGUGUGUUUCAGAUGAUGUAUAAUGUUUUAUGUAUAUGUGUGUGUAGGUUUACAGAGGAUGUGUGUGUGUGUGUGUGUAAGUGUCCUCCAUGGUCCCUCAUAUACUUGUUGAAUGUAGCGCAGUAUUUCACGGCGUCCGACUCCUCUCAAUCACAAUCAGAGCUUUGGCUCUUUAUUGAUUCUUCAGUUCUGUCAUUGAGUCUGUAGGCGGGUCAUGUGACGUCAACAUGUAGAGGUCCGGAGCAUCGAGUCACGGGUCACUGUUCAGUCCCCAGAACCCCCAGAGUCCAAGUCAAAGUCCAUGUCCAUGUUUAAUGUAAAGUGAGUUAGUCCGUGGUGUUUUAUCUGCUUUAAUGGAGUCACUACGGUCUUGUAGACUUGAUGAGGUCAGCGCUCAGUAACUAAGGAAUGAAGUCAUUACUGAGUUGCCAGGCAACACAUACGAUCAAAUCAGCUGGACAGAGAUCCUUUCAAGUGUUUCUGAUCCUCAGUUACACCUCUAUUUACCCUCAAGGAGACCUGCAGACUGAUGGUCUCUCUGCCGAGGACCAGAUGUUGCUGCACAUCUGCAAUCGGUGGAGACGUGGCCCUGUGUUUCUGUCACGAUGUGUGUGGGCUCACUAUAGGGACUGAAGCGUGACCUCUGACCUCCUGCUCCUGAAAGCAUGAAGCUUUCGACUGCAGAGAAUGACACAUAUAUCAAGAGUAUAUAUGUAUAUCUCCUAUAAAAUAUAUUCAUAUACACAUAAAUAGGAGCAUUGCUCGUGAUAAUCAAUAAGUAUUCGUUUGUAGCACCAACAAAAAGAAAGAACCUACUUUUGUCUUUAAUGUUACACAUGUUUGUAUUCCUUCAUUUCACUCUUUGGGUUCUCUGUGUACCAAGUUAUACGGGACAAAUAAAGUUUGAAGAAAAUGA